Messenger RNA from Aquila chrysaetos chrysaetos, 7746 nucleotides. RefSeq names its product phosphate cytidylyltransferase 1A, choline (gene PCYT1A). Gene Ontology annotation, cellular component: endoplasmic reticulum. The record is from RefSeq and is a predicted model, not a curated record. Bases 3116 to 4219 code for a protein of 367 amino acids. The transcript has 10 exons. Gene Ontology annotation, molecular function: phosphatidylcholine binding; choline-phosphate cytidylyltransferase activity. Lineage: Eukaryota; Metazoa; Chordata; Aves; Accipitriformes; Accipitridae. Gene Ontology annotation, biological process: CDP-choline pathway.
AGCCAUUAGCACUUAGUUUUUAAGCAGAUGCUCUCAGUCUGGAGAUUGGGGCAGAGUUGGGCCUGGCAAGCCUGGGCUGGGAAUGAAGUUGCCUUGGAGAUCGGGCAAGAUUUUUAAGCAUGGAUUGAAGAGAGAUCCUGAUCUCUCCUAGUGAUUCUGUACAGAUUAACCCUCAUCUUGUAAACAGGCUUUUAUUGGUUUCUCGAGGAGUCAGUGAUGAGUCUUCUGUCAUUAACUUCUUUUGAGUCUUUCUGUCUACAACAGAUCUCUACAGGAAUGCACACCAGUAAGGUUGAUUGUAAACUGGGAGUUGGAGGUGGGGGAGGACAGUGGGAAAAGGAUUUUCUUCUCUCCAUGACCAAGGAAUGCAGGGUCCUUUGGGUACUUUACAGCCUGGCAGGGGAAUUAUCUGAAGUGACAGGACUUAUUCCUUUUCCCUGAGGCUCUCGCUUACGUGCAGUCCAUGUGUCAAGGCAAUGCUUCUCUGCAGACAGCUGGCAGAGUGCAAAGUUUAGUAGUAUUUGCCUGCAGAUGAGUCAGCAGAAGAGAAAUAGCUUGCUCCGGUAAAGUGGAAUGAUCUUGUAGGCAAAGCAGCACAUGACAGUCACAUCUGACUGUGCCAACGCCUUCCAAGUUCAGAGGGACGAUAGGGGAGCCUGGGAGCAGGCAGUGCCACCCAGGGAGCCUGGGCGCUGUGGGUGUCGGAGGGGCCUCACUGGUCCAGUGUGCUGGCCUUGUGCUGACUCGGAUCCCUGGUGAGAAAUGCAGCAGCUUUGAGCUGGAGCAUUUAUUGAGUUGUUGCAGUAAGCUCUUGUUUUGCACACGCUUUGAGUUUAAGUAGCAGGAUUUAUUUUGCCUCGGCGCGUAAAUCUGCAAGCGAAAAGCAGCGGAAGUGGCAGAAGAAAUCCUGCUACUGCAUGUAGAUAUGCGGAUAAUAUUCUUCAAGAAAUUCCUCGGGACAUUAAAACACAAAGAAUGCAGAUGGGCCAGGUCCUCAUGCUAUCAGCGUGCUUAGGGUGCAGAAAUAUCUGAUCUGCUUCUCCGGUGUAGUGUGAGGCAGGCAGUUCCCUGACACCACCAAGGAUAAACAAAACAUCAGUACUGUCCAUGAAGAUGCAGACAGUGAGAUAAGGCUUUGGCUAAGCAAGAUGAUUUGCUGCACCUAUUCUGACCUUCUCCUUCUGCCAGAGGUGUUAACUUUGGUGUUGUGGUUAAAUUCCAGCUUGGAUGAUGGUGUAGUUAACUCACACUAAGGGAGAAGUUUUAAAUUCCUUCUCUGCCUAUGUAUUUUUUUUUCUUCAUGGUAAUCAAUGCUUGUCAUUCUUCCCUCCCAGAAGUGGCUGCGCUUCAGUGGGAUUCAGUGAUUCCCUGACAGGGAGAGCAACUCUUCUCCCAUCUGGCAGUCGGCUGCUUCUCGCAGAGCCUGUACAACUCUCUCGAGGGAAGGAAAGCGAGUGGUCAGAGACCAACAGGUGACUUGAAGCACAGUGAAAUUAUUUUGACCAAAUAACAGGAAAAUCUACUGCUGUUUCCCCUGUUUCCAUGAACGCUGGGGUUACAUGAACCAGAGACAGAGGUCUGCUGCUUUUUGUGAACUGGAUGGUUUCUGCUAGGACCAUGGUGGUAAAGUAAAUAAUUGAUACAGAGUGUGCUUGCAAGAUGGCACCUUGCAAAACCUAAGAAUUACUUGUGUCUUACCCUGUGUUUUCACAGAGGCACUCUGAAAGCUGGUGGAUUUAUAGCACAGAUCUUGCCUGAAAGUUAAAUGUUUGGUGAAGUGUUUGAAGACUUGGAGCUCAGGGUUGCAAACUCUUUUUGCCUGAGAUUGCUUUUGCACACUCCUGUACAUUUGUCUGUUGUUAGGAAAUAGUAAAUUAAUUACUGGAAUGGGGGAAACUCUGCAAAGUUGACUCACAGGCAUUAUGGAGUGAGUGCUGGAUGGCUCGUGUAGUUCUGAAAUGUCCUUGUGGCUGCUCUUCACUGUCCCUUUUGUAUUCUCCCCAAUAUUAUUUUGGCUCCCCACUCACCUAAGAUUCUAUUUUCCUGUUCUUAGUGAUUUGUGUUAGGUCUAGCAGAGCAGUCUGGGAUAUUUACAUGCAUGCAGCCCAAAACCAGUUCAGCUGUGUUUGGCCCUAACACUGUUCAUAAGAUACCAUCUUGUUGAUGGUAGGUGGGGAGGGCAAUAUGUUUGCGUGUUAUUAAACUAUGUUUGACUCCUUACUUUGGAACAUUCCUUAACCUGGAGUCAUUUGUGCUUGAGUAAGUCUGACCACUAAAUCUGCUUCUUAACAGCUCUCUCACAAAGCCCACACUUCUUGGCUGCUGAACAGCAGAGCUUUGCCCAGUGGCCAUCACUGAGGACAGUUCCAGCUUGUCCCAAGCAGGAACACUCAGCAGAGACCCUCUGCUGAGGAGAGAGGUGGUGUUCGGAGGGACAUCUGCCCUUUCUCAUACCUUGUGCUUGCCCCACCUAACAUGUUCCAGCACAACCACUGCAUGUGGGUGGAGAGACAUUUUAAAUUCCACACAGCUCUUAUUAUUAGUGUGUUGAGGCACACACGUAAGCAUCAUUCCUGGGUGGAGGGGUCAUGCUGCUCUUGGGAGCAGCAGGUCAGAAGUGCCAUUAGCUGCACUGGAAAGCUGCACACUUCAAGUGAGCCAGAGAGAUAAUGCUGCUCUUUAGUUAUAACCUUUGCAAAUUUAGCACCCAUUUCUAACUCCUGCAGCAGCUGAAAAGGGAAUGUUUGCUGCCCUGCCUGUCUGUAAAUCCCUAGCUUUGCUUCAGCUGUGUGAAGUGCUGGGCUUCCUAAUGCUCCAGGGCCAUUUUGGGAAGGUACAAUGACUCCAGCUCAAAAGCACAGAUAGCUUUCUUCCAGAUAGCUGUCAAAAUUUCUGUCCCAAACUGGUUGUCUUUCUGUCUAUUCAUCACAGAAGCAGUUCAGCUGAACCACCACUAAUUACAACCUGGUACAUAAAGUGCCAGAAGUAAGUGUGCCCUAAUGUGGUGUCAGCAGCUGCUUCACCAUCAGCUGAGUCACCACUGCGGUGGGGACAGGGGACGAGAGGGGAGCAUAGUGGCAGCCAUCCCAAGUUCUUACUAGACGUUCUUGGCAAGAUGGAGCCGCCAACCUCCUCCAGGCUGAAUUCCCGAAAGAGAAGAAAAGAUGGAUCUGGCCCUAAUGGGGCGACGGAGCUGGAUGGAAUACCUCCAAAAAUGUCCCGACGUUCACUCGGACUGAGGGAACCAGCUCCAUUUUCAGAUGAAGUGGAAAUCGAUUACAGCAAGCCAUACAUCAGAGUAACAUACGAAGAAGCGAUGAGAGGGACCCCUUUGGAUCGCCCCGUCAGAGUUUAUGCAGAUGGAAUAUUUGAUUUGUUUCACUCUGGACAUGCUCGGGCCUUGAUGCAAGCGAAGAACCUCUUCCCAAACACAUACCUCAUUGUUGGAGUCUGCAGUGAUGAGCUAACCCAUAACUUCAAGGGCUUCACAGUAAUGAAUGAAAAUGAACGGUAUGAUGCUGUGCAGCACUGUCGCUAUGUGGACGAAGUGGUGAGAAAUGCGCCGUGGACGCUUACCCCCGAGUUCCUGGCAGAGCACAGGAUCGACUUUGUUGCACACGAUGACAUCCCCUAUUCUUCUGCUGGCAGCGAUGAUGUUUAUAAGCAUAUAAAAGAAGCAGGCAUGUUUGCGCCAACUCAGAGGACUGAGGGCAUCUCAACAUCAGAUAUCAUCACCCGGAUUGUGCGAGACUAUGAUGUUUAUGCCAGACGGAACCUGCAGCGGGGCUACACGGCUAAAGAGCUCAACGUCAGCUUUAUAAACGAGAAGAAAUACCACCUCCAGGAGCGUGUGGAUAAGGUGAAAAAGCGGGUGAAGGAUGUAGAGGAGAAGUCAAAGGAAUUUGUCCAGAAAGUGGAGGAAAAGAGUAUUGAUCUCAUUCAGAAGUGGGAAGAGAAGUCCCGGGAGUUCAUCGGCAAUUUCCUGGAGAUGUUUGGCCCAGAAGGCGCGUUGAAACACAUGCUGAAGGAGGGCAAGGGCCGGAUGCUGCAGGCCAUCAGUCCAAAGCAGAGUCCCAGCAGUAGCCCCACGCACGACCGCUCCCCGUCUCCCUCCUUCCGCUGGCCCUUUUCAACCAAGACUCCUCCUUCCUCACCGGCCAAUCGCUCCAGGAACGAGUCUGCGGUCACCUAUGACAUCAGUGAGGAUGAAGAGGAUUAAGCUACCAGCAGGGAUUUGCCGCGAGCCGCUAAUCGCCGAAUCCUAAGUCUGGACCCACUGGGGAACUCUAAAUGAGCAAGAGAGCCAUAGGAACAGGGCUGACGGUGAGCACAGGGCCUCAGAGGCACCCGUUGCUCUUAACAAGGGCUGCUGCCUGGAAGCACAUUCAAUCCUCCUCUCCCUUCUCCUCCCCAAAUCCCCUUUUUAUUGUUUACGUUCUAGUGGUUUCCAGGGGAAAGAUGGUUUUUAUAUUUUAAGAAAAUACUCUUUUAAAGCGCAAAGAAUAGCACUCAAGCGUGGCUUUUGUUUUGGUUUCUUUUCCCUUGUUAAACCUCCAGGCAAGAGGGAGAGUGGGAAGACCCAUCUGUCUCUUCUUUCCUUCAGCUCCUCUGUCUUAUUCCCCCCACCCCCAGGCAGUAUCCGUGCAGCUGCCAAACGAAAGACCCCUCGGUUCCUCAACCAGCGUGACCUCGAGAGCACGCAGGAAGCGGUGGUGUAAAGAGGCUUCUAGGAAAUAAGAGACAUCUCUGCUGCGCUGGAGCUGAUAGGAAUCAGACCCUGUAGUGCUCGCACGCCUCUUAGCUGAGCUUCCCAGCAUGUCGCAGUGAGGAUGUGCUGGGUAGGGAGGUACCAGCUUAGCACACAGGAGUUACACCCUGGAAGAACUUACCAUAGAGUCGCACGCCCCACAAGUGCACAGCAUUCGCGGCUCCAAAUGGUAUGGGGGCUGCAGGGGAGAGGCCUUUCCGGCUAAUCUUAACAAGACUGCUAAAUCUUGAGCUAAAAUUCAGCCCUCAAUUGCUGUUGGAGAGAAGAGAAUGAAUCUUUGCUUCGGGGCACUUGUUGUCUGUGCAUUUCCUUGGGUGUGUGAGAGCCCAGGUAGGAAAUGAAUGUGAGUACUCCAUUGAGAAGUUUCUUGUCCCAGUCUCUGGUGUGUAAUAAGUUUUACUGUCUGUCCAAAUGGCCCCUCAACACUGUGCUCUGUGCGUGUUUGUCUGUGUUUCAGUUGCUGUACUCUAAGGGCUGGAGCAGUCCUUUACACUGGUGCCAUGAAGUCGCUGCUAUAAGGACAAAAAGUGAAUUCGUGCAGCCAGUUUGCUGUCCGUGUUGGUGUGUGCAGCUGGACAGAUGAAGGGCACAUUUUACCACAGUGAAGGGUCCCAGUCCUGUGUGACAGUUACCUGGCUUGCACAAUAAAUGCACAAAUCAGUGCCCGCUUACUCCGCUCCUUGAGGCAGGCCAGAAAGAGCAUCAGAGAGCGCUGCAGCUUUUUAAGAUUUUAAACAUGUAAUCUGCUCGUUUCAAACCGUGGUCCAAGUCGUGCCUGCUGUCAUGUCUGUAAUGAACACUGAGCUUUGUGGCCUGUGGCUCCCUGUGGCCAGUUGCCCUCCCCAUGCUGCAUGCCUGUGCACAGAGCAGGUCUGUGCACUCUGUCCCAGCAGCCAGCGCUGGAGGGACUGGACUUGCUGUCGCGUAGCUGUGAAGCUCCCGCUUGCUUUUCUGUGCGGGUUUGCCUGUGAUACCCGUUGUCUCUGGGUAGAGCUGCUGGGCUGAGUUGCCUGUAUCCUCCUGUGGUGCUGGGAGCAGAGGAGAGCUCGGAGCCCAGUCAGCAAUGCUGCAGGGAGGUCUUCAAAGCGGGAUGUGGGGCUUGGGGAGCAGCGGGUGCAAGGAGGCAAAUUGUCAAGUGCUGCCACAGGCUCUGCCCAGUGUGAUGCUUCCAGGGGAUGCAGGGGCCCUGUGGUAGGAGCAGGGCGCGAUUUCUUUCCAGCUUUUAUCUUGCUGAUCCUUUGUCACGCUGCCUAAAGGGCUUGACAGAGACUCUGUGCUUCUGUUGAGGCCAGAGCCAGUAUGGGAAAGGGUAUUUUGGGGAUUCCUCAUCUGCCAUUUGGACCUCUUUCAGCAGGGACAUGCACGGCUCUGGGAGCAUGGCUGGCUGCUAUGGAUUUUAAGCUGCAAGGAGCAAAUAAUGGUCACUCGGUACAAGCCAGUUGUUAAUUCCCUGGUUUUUGAGUGGUAGAGCACUUACUUUAUAUCGCCCACAUUCUCUCUUCCUUCAUCUUCCCCACCUUCCCUUCCUCACCCUUCCCUCAGUAUGGGUGUUGCAUUGCUUUCCCAAGCUGGAUCACAAAGGCCAGGCUGCUUUAGAGCCUUACUACUGUUUUAAACACAAGUUAUGCAACAGUGUUCUGUAAAUGUGGGUAACAAUGGUGUUUUGGAUGGUGGUUUGUUCUGCAGAGACCUUAAUGUAUUUCUUGGUCUCUCUGCAAAACCUGGGGUGCUUGGUAAGAAGCCAGCCAUGGUUUUACAUGUAGCUUGGAAUAAUAGAGCUGUUUCUUGUAACCAGUAAUCCCUGCUUCCUCCUUGCACUUAAAUUAAAUUGGACACUCGAAUCCCAGACUAGUCUUUUUUUUUUUUUUUUUUCCUUUUUCCUUUGUUUUUUUGUUUCCUCCUGGAUUGCUGGACCAGCCUCAUCUCCAGCACUGCCCUGUCCUAUCAGGAAUAGGACAGAGCUUGAUCUUUGGGCAAAACGUUUGAGCCAAGUUCUCCAGGAGCAUCUUGUUACCAGUCGUGCAGCUUCAGGGCUGUCGUGCAUACCCCUAACCCAUCCCACACUCUUCAAAAGAAGCAUCUGGAAGAGACAUGCUUGAAUUAAGCAUGAAGUAAGAGGUAGAGUGGAAAAAUAAAACUUUACUAGCAUGCAUUGAAGAACAUGUGGGGUUUGAUGCUGCUAAAUCCAGAGGCGCCGACUCCUGCAAGACAGCCCUACCUCAGUUCCUCUAUAGAUCUGGCACCAGCAGCCAGCCCCUGGGAGAGGAUUUUCUGAUAGCAAAGAACAGCAGUAGCAGGGCAAAGCUGAAAGGUGCCAAGGAUGCUGGUAGAAGCAAGACAUGAAGAGCAUGGCACUUCAACAGCAUAUUGCUUAGAGCUGUAGGAGAAGGUCUUUAAUCUCUUGAGAAAAUUAUGGCACACACCUGCACUGACACGAUUUUGUGUGUUUUAUAGAGGGUUGGGACUUUAUUGUGCAGUCCAGUUCUUGUAACCAGAGGCAUGUGCUGGAGCAGCGAAUACGCUUGGCAGUAGCGGUGACUUUGGCAGCACUGACCCUGCAUCUUGUCCCCUGUCCUCGGGGUGGGCUUCUCACUGCCAAGGGUCCCCUGGCGUAAAGGUGUGGGCUUCCUACCUGCCGCAUGUAAGGAGCUGGGUCUGGUUGUCUGACGGGGCUGGGGGGGAUGAGUCCCAUAUUUUGCUGCUAGCCCGGGUAUUGCCUCUUGGCAAAACCAUGAGAUUGCUGGGUCCCAGCACUUCUGCUAUGCCUAGAAAGCUGUGUUGGUAGUGGCCGUGUACUGUUGCCAGGAGUCUUGUCAAAUUUGGCAGUCUCAUAAAUCACCAGUGCAUCUUCUGGCUGAGCAGUUUUGCUUUGAACAAAGCCACCUGCUAAAAGCUCCGAGUCACUUUUCCCCCUCCUCCUGGAAUAGAAAACUUGUUUUAUCCCCAAAAUGAAUCAAUUAAAUAAAUGAAAGUUGGGA